This is a messenger RNA of Paramecium octaurelia, 416 nucleotides long. NCBI's taxonomy places the organism in Eukaryota, Ciliophora, Oligohymenophorea, Peniculida, Parameciidae. The record is from the annotation of a GenBank genome assembly.
CAGAUAAGGCAUUCAAGGCAUUGAACAUCUCGAUAACAACAAGAACAGAUAGACUUAGAGUUGAUGCCUUUUGUUUACCCCAAGAGAAAUACAAGCAUGGAUCCUUAGAGAAAUCAUAUUUGUCAAAGUUAGCAACUUUGAAUCCUUCCCAAUGAUGGCAUUCAGCCCAAUUUCUCAAUUAAUGGAAUGUGACAACUGGAUGUCCAUCUCCAGCCCAUUCAUAUCCCAAAUAAUAGUACACGAAAACGAAGACUGUGGCUAAACCAACAUAAGUUCCAACAACACAAUAUCUAACAAAUACAAAUUCAGUGAUGAUUGGUUCAUCGUGUUUUCUUGGUGGUUUUUACAUGACAUCAGGAUCAGGUGGAUUGAAUGAUAAAGCAGUAGCAGGGAGACCAUCAGUGACUAAAUUGACC